Molecule: messenger RNA, 3103 nt
Organism: Lates calcarifer (barramundi perch)
Lineage: Eukaryota; Metazoa; Chordata; Actinopteri; Centropomidae
Gene: cdc25b
Product: cell division cycle 25B
Biological process (GO): positive regulation of G2/M transition of mitotic cell cycle; positive regulation of G2/MI transition of meiotic cell cycle; G2/M transition of mitotic cell cycle
Cellular component (GO): nucleus; cytoplasm
Molecular function (GO): protein tyrosine phosphatase activity
Source: RefSeq, a predicted model, not a curated record
UCAGUCUCUUUUUCUCAGAAACAAGGGGCUGUCAGAGAGGGAGUACGCUGUGCUGCAGCUCUCUGCCACAAUCAACAACUAUGUGAUUUUACCAGAUUAGCAAGACUGAAUCAAAGUUUUACUCCACACGGAACCACCGAGUCACUUCCAGCGGGUGUUUCGGAUCGAAUGGUUUGGAAAUGUUUUCUUAAAUUGUUGCUAGCUAACUGGUUAGCUCUCUGGUUAGCUUGAAGUUUGGACCGUCUUGCUAACUAAUUGGCACUCUCCGACCCGAAAUUCAACCUAAAUCCACCACGAGGCAAUAACGACCGCGGGAUUUAUAGAAAUUGGACAGCUAACGAUGGAGUCGAUAAAUGUUUUUAGCAGCGCCAGUCCUGUUAAUACUGGUUUUACGAGUAGGCCCGACGGGAUCCCCGGGCUUUCCUCGCUCUCUCUGCCCGAGCUGAACUCCAAGAACUCGCACUGCAGGAAUCUCUUCUCCCCUGGACCCGCGACUGUCCUGUCGCCUGUCACCAAUUUGGCUCUGGACAUGAACAAUUUAGCUGGACUUGGCAGCCACUGUGAUACCCCGAAAAGGAGAAAGCAUGCACCCCUUGAAAAGGUUCCCUCCUUUGCCUCUGACGUCUCAUCUGAUGCUGGCCUCGGCAUGGAUCCCCCAAGCCCCAUGGAUGCUGUUGAAGUUGAAGACACAUUUGAAAAGGCCAUUCAGCAGUCAAGCCGAGUUGUCAACGAGAGGAUACCAAUCCGAAGAAUCAACUCAUUGCCACUCCAGCUCCUGGGCUUCAGUCCGUCUCUGAAGGGACAGGAAACAGAUUCUCACCGCUACGGAAUAUUCGGCCAACAACCCUCCCAAAUAAAUGCUGCCUCCUCCUCUCAACACGACAACAAAGAGAACAUGCCGGAGGAGGGCUUUGAAUUCAAGAAACCAACCAAGCCGGCGUCGCGGUGUCGUGUGCGCUCCUUCAACAGCGGACAGUCCAAGGACGCGUUUGCUCGCCGCCCCAGCUCAGCACCAGCCCUCAUGCUUUCCUCACCUCCUCCAAUCCAGCAGCUCCACUUUUAUGACUCCAGCCCCAUGUUCCUGAGACGGUCCUCCCUCACCUCCUCUCUGAACGACGACGAUGACGACGGAUUUUUGGAAGUACUGGACGACAACAUGGAGAACGACUCUGGGAUGCCGAUGGGAAUGGCCAGCUUGCUCACUGCUCCACUGGUGUCUGACAGUACAGGAGAAGACUCUCCUGUGAUUCGCUGUCGGCCACGAAGCCUGUUCCGUUCGCCCUCCAUGCCCAGUCCGGUCUCCCGUCCCUCCGUGAAGCGCCCUGACUGCCCCGCAGAUGAAAACACACCGGUCAGGGUGAAGAGACGGCGCAGCCUGGCAGGAACACAAGUCACCAUCCUGGAGCAAAACCCCGAAUCCCCACGGAUGGGCUGUUCCCUGCUCCAGAGGUCCAAAUCCUUCUGUCAGACAGAGAUUGAGAAGCUGCUGGACGGUGAGGACGGCUCUAAUGAGCUAAUUGGAGAUUUCACCAAGCCAUUUGUAUUACCCACAGUGGACGGCAAACACCAAGACCUCAAGUACAUUACCUCAGACAUUAUGGUGGCAGCUCUGACUGGCCAGUUUAACCAUCUAGUUGAACGAGUCAUUGUCAUCGACUGCCGCUACCCCUACGAGUUUGAGGGAGGACACAUCAAGGGAGCCCUGAACCUGCACCAGGAGGAACAGGUGGAGGAUUUCCUCCUGAAGACCCCCAUCGUCCCGUCCUGCCCAGAGAAACGAGUCGUCAUUGUCUUCCACUGCGAGUUCUCGUCGGAGCGCGGCCCCCGGAUGUGCCGCUUUGUCAGGGAGCGAGACCGCGCCAUGAACGACUACCCCAUACUCCACUACCCCGAGCUCUACAUCCUCAAGGGCGGAUACAAAGACUUCUUCCCUGAUUUUCAGUCACAAUGUGAACCUCAGUCCUACCGGCCCAUGCACCACGAGGACUUCAAGGAGGACCUUAGGAAGUUCCGCCUCAAGAGUCGCACCUGGGCCGGGGAGCGCAGCAAGAGAGACAUGUACAGCCGACUGAAGAAGCUCUGAUCGCCUCCUCGUCCUCACAAAACUGCCUCUAACACACACUGCCUCCCCCCAACCCCCUCUUCCUCCCCCCGAACAGAUUUGAGAGCAAAUUUCUCUCCGAGCCCGAGGCCUCGCCCCGCCAGUUUUUGGGAUUGCACCAGCAGAACAGGGAUUUUCUGAAGUCCCGAAAGUUUCAUUUUAAUUGUAACAAAAGUUGGUUAUUUAUGCAAAUUUAAAGAGGGAAAGAUGUGAAAUGAUGAACCCUUGACUGUAAAAGAAGUCUCUGAGGUGCAGUGAAAAGAUUUCAUUAAGAUGAUCUGAAGCAAUGUGAUUGUUUUAAAAACCACUCGGACCUGCCGCCUGUUUUACCUUUGUCAUUAUGCCGGCGUAAGCAAACACAAAUCACUGCCAGGUUUCUAACAACUCAACCACACUGCCACAUCUGAAGUUUGUCUUUCAGUCUCCUCACUGGAUAUUUUUGGUUUGUUAUUUUUAUUUUUUAUUUUGCAUUUGUCAUGUUCCACCUUAUUUAAGCACUUAAUUUAAAAACCUGAAAUGGUGAGGUGCUUUUUUUUUAAUACAGUUUUUUUGAAUCUUGCUUUUAAUGAAUUUUGUUGACCCCUGUUUAAACAUUGUUGUGAAAGCAUGCCUUUUUCUAGGCGUCCCAAAAAGCUAAUUGGAUAUUUACUGACAACCUGUAAAAGUGUAAGAGCUUUUUUUCAUCUUCUUCCUGAGCAGUUGCAAUACUUUUUUCUUUUUUUUUUCCCUCGGUCAGAAGAAACCAAAGCAAACAAACUACCUGUUAACUUUGCAGUGAGAUUUUUCUAAUGCUGCAGGUCAGCAAGUGUGAAGAGGAUUUUUGAUCUAAGAAAAACACCUUUUUGUUUUGCUUUGAAUCUCUUAAUGUUCAGAGAGAAAAAUGUCUUCCCCUCUGCAGAGCUAAUGAUGUCAGUUUAUAAUGAACGGGGUGGUUUGAAUAUUUUUGGUACAGGCUCAUGGGGGAGCUGCUGAAAUAAAGAUCCAAUGUGCGUUCAAAUGGGA